This is a messenger RNA of Rosa rugosa (rugosa rose), 1818 nucleotides long. Its product is annotated as cytochrome P450 714C2-like. Bases 115 to 1686 code for a protein of 523 amino acids. The transcript is spliced from 5 exons. NCBI's taxonomy places the organism in Eukaryota, Viridiplantae, Streptophyta, Magnoliopsida, Rosales, Rosaceae. The record is from RefSeq and is a predicted model, not a curated record. Gene Ontology annotation, molecular function: oxidoreductase activity, acting on paired donors, with incorporation or reduction of molecular oxygen; monooxygenase activity; iron ion binding.
AACUCUUCUCUACACAUUCAUUGUAUAAUAAUGGUGACGGCCAAACUUGGCCUUUAAAACAGAGGAGGAAGGAUUAGAGAAGGAAGAGUAGAGGCAAAAAACUGGAAAGUAUCAAUGGCAGCAGAGGUGAUACUAUCAGUGUUGUUGGGUGGGUUUGUGAUAUGGGGGUUGUAUCUCUAUGAGGUUUUGGUGCUACAGCCAAAGAGGCUAAGAUCAAAGCUUGAAAAGCAAGGGAUCAGAGGGCCUCCUCCUUCAUCAAUACUUCUGGGGAAUAUCCCAGAAAUGAAGAAGAUCAAAAUCGAGGCGAUGAAGAAGCCAGCAGCUACAACAACAGAAGCAAAGGAUCACCCACUUUCUAUUGCUCAUGAUUGGCCUUCAAAUCUAUUCCCUCAUAUUGCGCAGUGGCGAAAGGAAUAUGGGCCAAUCUUCACCUAUUCAACUGGAAGCAUACAGCUAUUAAGCGUUACAGAGAUAGAGAUGGUGAAGGAAAUUAGCAUGUGCACAUCUUUGAUUUUAGGAAGGCCUGCUUAUAUGUCUAAGGAUUUGAAGCCCCUAUUAGGACAAGGCAUUAUCUCUUCAAGUGGCCAAACUUGGUCACACCAGAGGAAAAUCAUUUCUCCUGAAUUCUACUUUGAUAAGGUUAAGGAUAUGGUCGAUUUAAUGGUGGACUCUACAGCGUCACUAUUAAGAUCUUGGGAAAGCAAAGUUGAAAGUGAGGGAGGAAUGGCAUUGUUUAGGAUUGAUCAAGAUUUGAGAAGCUUGUCAGCAGAUAUAAUAUCAAGAUCAUCAUUUGGAAGUAAUUAUUCAAAGGGGAAAGAAAUCUUUUCAAAGCUCAGGACUCUUCAACAAGUUAUGUCUCAGGGAAACCUUGGCAUUCCCGGCUUAAGGCACUUGCCAACAAAGAGGAACAGAGAGAUAAGGAGUCUAGAGAAAGAGAUUCACUCAAUGAUACUGGAGGUUGCCAAAAAGCGCAAUGAGGCUACUUAUGAGAAGGAUCUUCUUCAAAUGAUACUCGAGGGAGCAAAAAAUUACUCUGAUGCUGAUAGCUUUUUUUCAUCUGGUAUGUCCGAGGACCAGUUCAUAGUGGAUAAUUGCAAGAAUAUAUAUUUUGCUGGCCAUGAGACCACUGCCAUCACAGCAUCAUGGUGCUUGCUGUUGUUGGCUGCAUAUCCAGAGUGGCAAGCUCGUGUUCGUGCUGAGGUGCUUGAAAUUUGCAAGGAUGGCAUUCCAAAUGCUGAUGUGCUUCGAGGCAUGAAAACAUUGACUAUGGUGAUUCAAGAAACACUGCGCUUGUACUCACCAGCAACUUUCAUCUCAAGACAUGCAUUGGAAGAUAUUAAACUCAAAGACAUUCUAAUUCCCAAAGGAACCACCAUUCAGAUCCCAAUCUCAAUGGUGCAGCAAUUGCCGGAAUUAUGGGGACCUGAUGCUGCUGACUUUAAUCCCAAUAGAUUCGAGGAUGGAAUUCGUGGGGCUUGCAAGUUUCCUCAGGCCUAUUUCCCAUUUGGAUUUGGCGCUCGCAUUUGUGUUGGCCAAAACUUGGCCAUGACAGAAUUGAAGGUGAUUCUGUCUCUCAUAUUAUCCAAGUUAUCAUUCUCGCUCGACCCUGCAUACCAACACAGCCCGGUUUUUAGGUUGGUUAUUGAACCUGAACUUGGAGUAAGUCUCCAUGUGAGGAGGGUGUGACCUUCUUUGUUCUCUAUCUUGCAAUGACUAAUAGUAAUUUUCUGGUGGCUAGUGUAUUACGGUUUCUGAAUUCUCUGACUUCUGGAAGUUUCUGGUUAUCGCAAUUAAAGUCAUAUCUAAGUGCCAAUACAA